UUAUCAGGAUACCAACACAGAACCACACAUUUGAGAGAAGAGACAAGAUUACAAACUAAGGAUUUAUCAUCACUGUCUGUCAGAGGAGUCAUGACCAAGGAGAUUGAGGCUCUCAUGGUACAACAGAACGAGAGUUUCAACUACUUACGCUAUCCAGACAACUACAUUAUGGACUCUUGGCCUAGCAUGGACAGCGGUGACCUCAGCAAGACUAAACCCCGAAUGUCUUCAGAUGAAGAACUUGCAACUUUAAGCCUUCUUUAUGAAGCCUGCAAGAACCCUAAAGAGCAGAAGAUGACAUCAUGUGCGCGUGAAAGCAGCAUGUACAUGGACAGGACAGUGAAUAGCGCCUCCCCUGAGCUGGCCACGCUGGAGAACGCUCACAUCAUGAAGCUGCUUUCUGAAAGCAUGUCCUCCGGUCACUCAAAGCAAGCAUUACUGGGCACUGACAGCUACACCGGGGACAACUUGUACUCCCUCCUCCAACCAACACAGAAAUCAUGGCCAUCUGACCAACCCUUUCUGGAGACGACCCCUGAGCCUCUACCCUACAGCACAUUUGUGGGACAAACAAGCCCAGUAUACUCAGAGUCCUACACCAACUCUCCUCCAGACAGAUACAGGAAUGACUUCCAGUUUGUUCUUGGUGCACCACAAGCUUCUCAGCACAAGACAACAGCAAUACCAAUGGUGUACUCAACAAGGGGCAGUUUUACCCCAUCACACUGCAAGGAGUGGAUG
Carassius auratus (goldfish) is the source of this 741-nucleotide messenger RNA. Its product is annotated as grainyhead-like protein 3 homolog. NCBI's taxonomy places the organism in Eukaryota, Metazoa, Chordata, Actinopteri, Cypriniformes, Cyprinidae. The annotation marks the transcript as partial. The transcript has 6 exons. The record is from RefSeq and is a predicted model, not a curated record.